This is a messenger RNA of Medioppia subpectinata, 1329 nucleotides long. The record is from the annotation of a GenBank genome assembly. Lineage: Eukaryota; Metazoa; Arthropoda; Arachnida; Sarcoptiformes; Oppiidae.
ACAAAUCUAGAUAUAAAUAAACAGAAUCAUUGUUUUUAUACUAAACAAAUUAGCAGUAAUUGAAGUGAUAAUCAGUUAAUUAGUGACAACAAAACGAUGGAUAAACUGAAGAUCAGUGUAACGGAAAGGGAGAGAAACUUCUGCGAAGACGAGUCGCACGCCAUUAGCGACAAUCACAGGGAAGUGGUUUUGGUCAACGACUCGGACGACCAGAAGCCGUUGGAUAAGCCAAAACUCGGUGAACUCAUCGGCAAACUGGGCAAAGGUCUCAAAGUGGUUGAGUUGGGAGGUCUUAAACUGGAUAACGAGUCCAUCGGUCUGAUCGCCAACAGCGGGGCAGCCAUCGAGUGCUUCCGUAUCUAUGACUGCACCGGCGUUACCGACGAAUUGCUUAAAUUAAUUGGGCAAAGAUUUACAAAAUCGCUAAAACACGUGGAACUGUUGGGCUUCUCGAGUUCGUACACCAAUGAGGGACUAAAAGCGUUGAUUUUAUCCAUCGGUAAUUUAGAGGCCAUACACGUAGACCCGGCCAUCACUUUGUUGGCCCAGAUUCCCGGCACUGUUACCAAUUUGAAACACGUCUGGUCUAAGAUUGGAGGUGGUGAAAAGGAUUUACUAUCACAGUUUACGAUUAAAUACGCCCCAUAUUUACGCAAUUUGGACAUUACACUGUCGGGCACUCGAGCCGAGACACCAGACUAUGUGGAAAUAUUAGGAAAUUUAACCAAUCUAUUUAAGUUGUCUCUGACGGCUACCGGCGAAACGCCUAUCGACCAGAAACUGGGACUCAUUGGCGAAAAGUUUGGGCCCAAUUUCAAAGAGCUAAACGUAUGCGUUUGGUCGGGCGGUGACGCCCUGUUGGACGCGGUGGCAAAGUUCACAAACCUCGAGACACUGACCAUCAAUGGCCGGUCGCCGAUGAGACACAUCGACUUCAAGCUCAACACUAACCUCAAGCGCCUGUCGACGUGCAAGAAGUUGCGACACCUGAGGCUCAUACUCAAGAACCACAGCCCACAGCUCUACGACAAUGUGGAUCAGUAUUUGCCGGCAGUGGAGAUACUGGAGUUGGUUGGGAUGGACUUCGGCGACAGCGCCACCAAAAGUGUGGCCAAAUUGAAAAACGUUAGCUUUCUUGACAUCGCCUCUCCUCUGCUGUCAGACGCCGGUAAGCCGUGGUGUCAUCGCCAGCACCGGGCGAUUCCCCUCUCCCCUAAUGUCUGUGUGUUAUUGUAUAACAUGAAGACUAAUCCCUGUAUAAGACAUAUACAGUAUUUGCGGAGGAAUUGGUGUUUGUUUGAGAAAUUAGGAGUCGUUUCGCCAAAAUAG